Saccharomyces kudriavzevii IFO 1802 is the source of this 981-nucleotide messenger RNA. It is a transcript of the gene SRY1, whose product is annotated as threo-3-hydroxy-L-aspartate ammonia-lyase SRY1. The transcript has a single exon. The record is from RefSeq and is a predicted model, not a curated record. Gene Ontology annotation, biological process: L-serine metabolic process; pyruvate biosynthetic process; D-serine biosynthetic process. NCBI's taxonomy places the organism in Eukaryota, Fungi, Ascomycota, Saccharomycetes, Saccharomycetales, Saccharomycetaceae. Gene Ontology annotation, molecular function: pyridoxal phosphate binding; D-serine ammonia-lyase activity; ATP binding. The coding region runs from base 1 to 981 and encodes 326 amino acids.
AUGAUUAUUCCUACUUAUGAUGAUGUUCUAGAUGCCAGUGAACGGAUUAAGGGGCAUGUGAAUAAGACACCUGUUUUGACUUCACGUACGCUUAAUGAUCGACUUGAAGCAGAGGUAUACUUUAAAGGCGAGAAUUAUCAACGAGUUGGAGCCUUCAAGUUCCGGGGCGCAAUGAACGCUGUUUCAAAGUUAAGUGAUAAAGAAAGAAAAAAGGGCGUAAUCGCAUUCUCAUCAGGAAAUCACGCACAAGCCAUUGCUCUAAGUGCAAAAUUGUUUAAUGUGCCUGCAACAAUUAUUAUGCCCGAGGAUGCGCCUGCACUUAAAGUUGCUGCUACAGCCGGUUACGGAGCUCAUAUCAUCAAGUAUAACAGAUAUACAGAAGACCGUGAGCAUAUCGGGCGCCAAUUGGCAGCCAAACAUGGAUAUGUGCUCAUCCCACCUUAUGACCAUCCUGAUGUCAUUGCAGGACAAGGAACAUCUGCCAAAGAAUUAUUCGAAGAAGUCGGAGAGCUUGAUGCAUUGUUUGUUCCGUUGGGAGGCGGAGGCCUUCUUUCGGGAUCUGCGCUUGCUGCUAGAAGUCUCUCUCCAGGCUGUAAAGUUUUUGGAGUAGAACCUGAAGCUGGUAAUGACGGACAGCAAUCCUUCAAAUCUGGCUCAAUCGUUCACAUUGAUACUCCAAGCACGAUCGCGGACGGUGCCCAAACACAGCAUUUGGGAGAGUACACCUAUGCUGUCAUUCGUGAAAACGUUGAUGAUAUUUUGACUGUAAGUGAUGAAGAGCUAGUAGAAUGCAUGCAUUUCCUUGCAGAACGCAUGAAGCUGGUUGUGGAGCCCACCGCAUGUUUGGGAUUUGCAGGCGCACUUUUGAAGAAGAGAGAACUUGUCGGUAAGAAAGUUGGGAUAAUACUGAGUGGAGGAAACGUAGAUAUGAAAAGGUAUGCUACGCUAAUCUUAGGGACAGAAAAUUGCCUAAAAAAUUAG